UUGAAAACACGUUUACUUCCUAGGGGGCGAUCCUGUUGCUGAUUCCGAAAGAAUUCGAAUUCUAUCAACUCCUGGCGCCGCCAGGAGUGAAAGCAGCCCCGUUGUGGAAUCAGAACAAGGAGAGCGGCAGCAGUGCUCAUCUUUCAAUUAUGCAUCAAGAUCAACGAAUACCAGUUUGCGACGGAAAUCGUCACAAGAUAAAAGGAGUGACGAACUCCAACACGAUGACCGAGCAUUUUACAAUAUGGGAUUUUCAUUGUCACCUUCUGACCUUGAACGAGGCUGGAAACAUCGAAGGUCCAGCAUGAACGGCAGCGUCUGCUCUAAUAGUUUACGUCGAACGAAGAGCGAAUCUCGAAUAUCCAUUCAUAGAUUUCCGAUAGAUAAUUCAUACAUCAAUAAAAAAUAUGGGGUAUUACCGUCAGAAACUAUAUCCCAAAAGGCUGCGAACUAUGUGCGAUCACGAUGUGCCUGCAGUUUGACCUGCUUCAUAUCUUUCAUCACUUCUGUUUUGCCAGUUCUAUCAUGGUUACCUAAAUAUAAACUUGAAUAUCUGCUGCCAGAUGUAAUAUCUGGCUUUACUAUAGCUAUCCUACAUAUACCUCAAGGUAUGGCUUAUGGAGUCUUGGCAGCUCUGCGACCAGAAAAUGGAUUAUAUGUUUCAUUUUUUCCUGUAAUUAUUUAUUUUCUUCUUGGUACAUCAAGACAUAUUUCAAUAGGUACAUUUGCUGUUAUGAGUUUAAUGAUGAGUAGUGCUAUGUAUGGUACAGAUGCCAUUGUUGACAGAAAUACAACAUCUGCUGAUUCAAAUAUAAGUACAUCCCUUGAAAAUGCAGAAACAUGGCCACCUACCCAUUUAGAGAUUGCAACAUCUGUUGCAAUGGCUGUUGGAUUUUGGCAGCUCUUCAUGGGUGUUUUUCAGCUUGGCUCACUUACUGUUGUCUUAUCUGAUCAACUGGUAUCUGGUUUUACUACAGGUGCUGCUUGUCAUGUCGCAGUAUCUCAGAUGAAAGAUUUAUUUGGCAUUCACAUUGGACGUUACAGUGGACCUUUAAAAUUAAUUUAUAUGCUAAGAGAUGUUUUUGAAAACUUAAUUCACUUGAAUGGUGCGACUGUUGCUGUUUCGGCUGUUGCAAUAUUUGUACUUGCCAUUUUUAAGGAACAGAUUGACGGAAGGCUUAAAGAGAAACUUAAGAUGCCUAUUCCUAUAGAUUUAAUAGUGGUUGUGCUCGCUACCACUGCAUCAUAUUUUGGUAAAUUCCAUGAAAACUAUGCAGUAUCGAUUAUGAAAGAUAUACCAACUGGGUUACCUCCACCGGUUGCACCAAGAUUUGAUAUACUUCACCUUCUUGUAACAGAUAGUUUUGCCAUAGCCAUAGUUGCCUUUGCCAUCUCAUUAUCAAUGGCGAAACUUUUGUCAAAGAAAAAUAAAUACUCCAUUCGACCAAAUCAAGAACUAGUAGCUUUAGGUUGUGCAAAUGUUUUUUCUUCAUUCUUUUCCUGUUAUCCAUGCUCACUUCAUAUCCCAAGUGGUUCAAGAAAAGCUGGUGGAAAACUGGUUGCUGCAAUAGUUUCUUGUGGCUUUCUUCUAGUAGUUUUACUUGCUUUAGCUCCAAUGUUUUAUUCUCUGCCAAAG
Molecule: messenger RNA, 1636 nt
Organism: Stegodyphus dumicola
Lineage: Eukaryota; Metazoa; Arthropoda; Arachnida; Araneae; Eresidae
Product: sulfate transporter-like
Biological process (GO): transmembrane transport
Cellular component (GO): membrane
Source: RefSeq, a predicted model, not a curated record